Messenger RNA from Clupea harengus (Atlantic herring), 4066 nucleotides. It is a transcript of the gene slc25a38b, whose product is annotated as solute carrier family 25 member 38b. Gene Ontology annotation, cellular component: mitochondrion; mitochondrial inner membrane. Gene Ontology annotation, molecular function: glycine transmembrane transporter activity. NCBI's taxonomy places the organism in Eukaryota, Metazoa, Chordata, Actinopteri, Clupeiformes, Clupeidae. The record is from RefSeq and is a predicted model, not a curated record. Gene Ontology annotation, biological process: glycine import into mitochondrion.
GUUUUUCUAUCCACUUUGACCGUUGUGGGGAACACAGAGAAAAACAUUCACGCAAAAUAGAUUAAUUAACUUAGAAUGGCAGUAAUAAAAGUUCCUAUUUGGCAAGUUCCCAUUUCCCUUGUUAGAUCCUGUGCUUACGCAAUUGUUAGACUUUACCAGCAGAGGGCUCUGUGUUCGAAAAUUCUAGCCUUUGGGUGGCAUUCUGGUAUGAACUAUAGGGUAUCUACACUGCACCUCUGCAGGAGUGAGCAAGCUGAAACCGGUUUGCAAGCAGAGUGGGCUAGGAAAGAAAGAGGAGUGGCAUCCGUGUACGACGUCAUCACUGCGGAAUUGACGAAACACUACUUUACUGUGAGACCGAACACCGCUGUCUGUGAGCUUGUGUAACUUGUGUAUCAGCUGGUUCAGGUCUGUGACUAUAGGCAUUGUUAAAACGCCUCUAGUUACUACAAUAUUGAUCACCAGCUGUUGGUUGGGGUCUUAGGGUUGUGAACUACUGUUCGCUAGAAAUAAGGUUAUGGUGUAAUAAGUUAGCCAGCUAGUACGUUAGCAUAUCUGACGUUAUGCACCGUACUUCUGAUAGUGAUGCUGCUAACGAAUACGUCUUUCAAGUCGAGCUCAAACUUUUUCGUGAACUUUUGGUAGCAAAUUAUUAAGCAAGGCUACUACACGUUUCGCUUUAACAAAACGUUCUCCGUUGUCAUCACUCGGCGUUGUCUGGUUCAUGACAAAGCGAAGUCAGACCUUGACCGGUAACGUUGGCUAAUGAGUCUUGCUAAUCAGAUAACGUACCAGCCACCCGGCUCUAACCGCCCUCGAUAGGUUAAACGAUCACGUAGAGCCUGCGACAUACCCAAUAGUACAGAUUAGCAUGCUGUUAGACUAGCAUAGCACCAGAGCCAUGUAAAGAGGUUCUGGCUAAGCACUACAUUUCCCGCAACGACUCUGACACCGGCACGCUAACUUUAACUGGCUAAGCUAGCCAGCAGUUUACCACUCUGCUACCAACAUGAUGCGUCCCUCCUCACAAUGACAAAGUUGGUCUGUGAUUGAUGACAGAAAGAGUAAGGUGUCGAGUUUAGUCCCCAUCAGUCAGCAAGACGGCGAGGGAGAGAGAGGAGCCGGAAGCAGCUGCAUCACCCCGUUCCAGAAUGGAGCUGUUUUUGCAGCAGAGAGGGACAGAGGUGUAACAGGGAGAAAUGCAGGAGAAACAGGACUCUCCAGCCAAAGCCAGCGGCGUCCUGGGAAAGGCUCAUCCGGCUCUGAAAGCCUUCAUGUGCGGCUCCCUGAGCGGCACCUGCUCCACGCUGCUCUUCCAGCCGCUGGACCUGGUCAAGACGCGCCUGCAGACGCUCCAAAACAACAGUCGUCCAGGGGCUCCCAGGGUGGGCAUGAUGACAGUAUUCCUCAAUGUCAUCCGUACGGAGCGGCUGCUGGGGCUGUGGAAGGGAGUCUCUCCGUCCUUCGUGCGGUGCAUCCCUGGCGUGGGGAUCUACUUCAGCACCUUCUACUCGCUGAAGCAGCACUUCUUCCAGGAGCGGGCACCAAACGCAGGCCAGGCCGUGCUGUUGGGGGGAGGCGCUCGCUGUGUGGCAGGGGUCGCCAUGCUGCCCGUCACGGUCAUCAAGACUCGCUUUGAGAGUGGCCGCUAUAACUACGUGAGUGUGUUUGGGGCCCUGCGCAGCGUGUGUGAGACCGAGGGGCCCCGGGCCCUGUUCUCUGGCCUGACUGCCACCCUCCUCAGAGAUGCCCCUUUCUCCGGCAUCUACGUCAUGUUCUACAGCCAGGCCAAGAGGUCUCUCCCACAGGAAGUGACUUCAUCCCCGUAUGCUCCGCUGGUGAAUUUCGGCUGUGGCAUUGUGUCGGGGGUGUUGGCCUCUCUGGCUACGCAGCCGGCAGACGUGGUGAAGACGCAUGUGCAAGUCAGCCCAGACCUCUACCCCCGUACCGCGGACGCCGCACGCUUCAUUUACACGGAGCAUGGCUUGAGAGGGUUCUUCCGGGGCGCAGUGCCGCGCUCCCUGAGGCGGACCCUGAUGGCUGCCAUGGCCUGGACCGUCUAUGAGCAGCUCAUGGCACAGAUGGGGCUCACGUCCUGAGUGCACCUGGACUGGACUGGACUAGAACGUGUGGUGUGCACAUGGCAUUUUAUACAGAACUGAAUUAUGUGAAGGAGAGGAGUGUGUUCAUUUGGAGAGAGAGAGAGAGAGAGAGAGAGAGAGAGAGUAAGAGAGUAUUUAUACUUUGAUGUGGAAGUGUAAAAAAAAAUAUAUUUUCUCACUCCGGAAGGACAACUCAAAUAUGAGUUUGAUGAGACUGAGUGCUGGACUGUCUACAGAAAGUGUUUGUGUUGAAAUCAUUUUCAACGUGAGCCUGUGUGUGUGUGUGUGUGUGUGUGUGUGUGUGUGUGUGUGUGUGUGUGUGUGUGUGUGGUUGUGUGUGUGUUUGUGUAGUGUUCAUGUUGUGGAGAAGACUCCAGCCACACCUAACGCGUGGUGACACUCCUCGGCCCCCAUCUGAUUUGACUGGUGAUUCAGUCAGACAGAGUGACACUCCCAAGAGAAUUUGUUCAGUAUCUAAUCCUACCUUGUCAGCCAUUUCAAGACUCCAAACCUUGCCAACCUGUUGCUCCUAGAUACGUAACUCAGAGUAGCUCUCUGUGAAGGAUGGAAACAGGCCAGUUGGGAAUAGAUGAGUUUACUUAUGUAGAAGAACACAGAAGCUCAGACAAUCAAGAUUAAAUGCAGAUUAUUGCUUUUCUCAGCUGGGCAUGUUGUUUUCCAGCAAGGCACAUAUUAGAAUGGUGAAACUGGAAUCUCUGCUAUGUAGCUACGCUACGCUAAGGGUUGCUAUGCCCUUGGCUAAUAUUAGGUAGCAUGAACUACAACAUACUGAAGAUGCUUAAGGAGUUAUUAAGAGGCUUCAAAAGUUUUAGGUUUUUUUUGCUGUGUGAAUGAAGAUGAUGCCACAAACAUUGUGGUGCCUUUUUUAAAUUGUUUUGUUUCCUGCAAUCCUUUGUAUUGCCCAGUUCCCAUAAUCCUUUGUAUUGCCAACUUCUGCCUUUAUGUAAUUAAUUGAGUUUUGGUGCACUUCCAUCCUUGCAACCACAAGAGGGAGUCUUUGCCUGUCUUACCCAUUCCUUCUCAACAUUGAUGUAACGAAACACGAUCAUUGACUCUUAGCACCAGAAACAGCUCCAAUGAAGUUGGAUGUGGCUGGUGCUGUGUGAUGUGAAUGAUGGUGUGUGUGUGAGUUCCCUCUAGUCACUGUGGUGGUCAUCUCUGUAUGUACAGUUCAGUCCACAACACUGCAGCAUGGGAAGAGAACAUGCCUUUAUGAAGGGACUCAAAAGAUGGCUGGUUUCAUCUUUCAAGUUUUAGCAAUCUGAAAGUCAGCCUUUUGGUGGGGGUUAGCAUUACUACCCAUGCCGAGUCAGAAGGCAAGGCAUUCCUAGCAGGAUUGGAGUUCUCUCAUGUGAAAAGCUCCUUUCCUGCCAACAAUGAGAAAUCUUUUACAGCGGUACAGUAGUAGUAGAUUGGCUGUUGGCUUUUAAAACGAGGCCAUUUUGCUCCACCUGAUUGGAUGGCAGUGUGCAGACUGCAGUGUGGUUCCUGUGCAGCGUUAACAACUGACAGCCAAACCCACACCAGCAGGAGGAGCACAGCCAGUGGAUGGAGGAGUCCGUGGUCUAGUCUCAUCCUCUUUCAUCGCCAUGUAACUUGAGGUUGUUAAUGGCCAAUGGCCAUCACGGCCAAAACCCCUUACGCUAACGUGCAAAUGUGCUUUACUGUUAUUCACAAGUUGGAGUAAAAGUAUUUCGUUUCUUUGUGUUUGUGUACACAAAUGUUGAGUCUAGUGCUGGAUGUGAUCUGGUGUCCUGAGUGAGACCGAGUGUACACGUCUGUGCCAUUCAGUGGAGUCUGCCUUGGCUUUUUGGAAUCUGCAUUCAUCAGUAUUUUUGUCCUCAUGGUCGUUGUAGAUAUUAUCUGUCUGUGGGGGUUUUUUCUUUUGGUAAAGUGUUCCCUGCGUUUUUUUUGUGAAUAAAUCUGUCACCCUUUUUGAUGAA